This is a messenger RNA of Chenopodium quinoa (quinoa), 1591 nucleotides long. RefSeq names its product lysine-specific demethylase JMJ30-like. The transcript has 6 exons. The coding region runs from base 111 to 1340 and encodes 409 amino acids. NCBI's taxonomy places the organism in Eukaryota, Viridiplantae, Streptophyta, Magnoliopsida, Caryophyllales, Amaranthaceae. The record is from RefSeq and is a predicted model, not a curated record. Gene Ontology annotation, molecular function: 2-oxoglutarate-dependent dioxygenase activity.
CUUACUCUUUUAGACCAUCAACAAGACAACAAAUACAAAAAUUCCUGCACUUUUCCGUCUUUCUCAUCCAACUCUUCUUCUUCGUCAUAUACUUACUUUUCCGGCAAAUAAUGGGUCCCACAAAUGGCGGAAUCGUCGAAACACCGACACUCGAUAUCGAAACCCCCGGAAUCCUCCAGCGCGUGUCCGAGGAAGGCGGCGGUUACACCUUCGCACGCAUGGCGGCGGCGGCACGUGACGGAGACGCACGUGCAGCGGAGGUGGCGCGUGAGAUGGCGUGGGAGCAGCUUCACUGUGGACCAUGGCACUCUGUGUUGCCCAUUUGGAGGGAUGCUUAUUCAAUGGCGUGCUUACACGUGGCGAAACACCAUUUCGCCGGAGGUGACUUCUCGGAGACGAUUAGGGUUUUGGAUUUGGGGUUGAUUAUGGGUGGGACCCUUUUGAGGGUUGACUUGGAAAAUGCUGUUGAUAAAGUUAUGGCGGUUUUGGAGGAGAGAGAGAAUGGGAGUAACAAUGGUGAAGGGAGUGAUAAUGGUGGUGGGUUGUUGUUUUCUUCUGCUGAUUUUAAUGAAGCUGAGGUUCUCAGGUCAUUGCCUGCAAAUUCACUGUCUUCGAAGCUUGUUGCAAGACGCUCUGGGUUGUCAUUGGAAGGGUUCCUUCGUGACUAUUUUCUAAUGGGUUUGCCUGUUAUAAUCAGUGACUCGAUGUCCCAUUGGCCCGCUAGAGCUAGGUGGAACAACAUGGAAUAUUUGAAAAGAGUGGCCGGUGGCCGAACAGUACCUGUUGAGGUUGGAAAGAACUACCUAUGUUCCGAGUGGAAGCAAGAGCUUAUCACGUUUUCCCAAUUUCUGGAACGAAUUCAAUCUGGCAGCACUUGUGCAGCUCCUACAUACCUAGCGCAGCAUCCUUUGUUUGAGCAGAUAAAAGAGCUUAGGAAGGACAUUCUUGUUCCGGACUAUUGUUAUGCUGGUGGCGGCGAGCUGAGGUCAAUUAAUGCUUGGUUUGGUCCUGCUGGAACUGUAACUCCGUUGCACCAUGAUCCACACCAUAAUUUACUUGCUCAGGUUGUUGGCAAGAAGUAUGUAAGACUCUAUGCAGCCUCUCUGUCCGAGGAACUUUAUCCGCAUUCUGAAACCAUGCUACGCAAUUCCAGCCAGAUUGAUUUAGAUGACAUAGAUGACAAUGCAUUUCCGAAAGUGAGGGACUUGGAGUUCAUGGACUGCAUUUUAGAUGAAGGUGAUAUGCUAUACAUUCCUCCUAAGUGGUGGCACUACGUGCGAUCUCUCACACCCAGCUUAUCAGUUAGUUUUUGGUGGAGCAACCCUGAAGGUUCACCCUGAGUUGGCAGUAUCCUAUUUGCUUAGAUCGCGGAAAUUUUAUUUCAAAAAAUUGAUAGAAUUAGGGUGAUAACAUAGACACUCGCAUUUGCUACGAUGCCAUUUUGAUGUAUAUAGACAUUCAAAUGAUGAAUGAUUGAAGCGUUUGGUCAGUCCGAACCUCUGAACUCGUGCAUUGUGAAAUGUAAUUGAAUGCUUUCAAGCAUCUCCUAGAUAUUUUGUCAAAUAAACUUCAUUAGUCAGUCCUGCUCUUA